AUGGCUGAAGAUGUCCCUAAGGAGUGUACACCACCACCAAGCAGUCGGAUUUACUACUUACCCCACCAUGCUGUACUGAGGGAGGAUAAGGUGAGAACGAAAUUGCGAGUUGUCUUUGAUGCUUCAUCCCACGAAGAUGGCAGUCCCUCACUAAAUGACUGUCUCUUAACAGGUCCCAAUUUGAAUCCAGAUCUGAUGAGUGUUUUGAUCAAGUUUAGACUGCAUGAAAUUGCAUACAUGGCAGACAUUAAGAAGGCAUUUUUACAGAUUUCACUCUCAGAAGUAGACAGGGACUCUGUAAGAUUUCUGUGGUUCACAGGCCCACCAACGGAGGAUAAUCUGCGUGUCCUCAGGAUGACAAGAGUGGUGUUUGGAGCUUCAUCCAGCCCAUUUUUACUGGCUGCCACCAUUAGGAAGCACCUGAGACAAUAUGAGGGUAAACACCCAGAAGUGAUAGACAUUGUCCGUUCCUCACUUUAUGUGGAUGACUUUAUCUCAAGUGCAAAGGAGGUGGCAGAAGCUCAGGCAGUGACAACAACAGUCAAAAAUAUUAUGUCUGCGGCAGGCAUGGAGCUGUGUAAAUGGAUGACGAACUCUCCUGAGCUUAGAGAAAAAUGGCAGGAGAUCUCGUUGGAUUGCACUGCACAGCCAGAAACACACGGGUCGGUCCUGAAGGUUCUAGGCCUGGUGUGGAGACCUGCCACUGAUGAUUUUGUGUUCGACCUCAGAGGGCUGCUUGACAAUCUGAAGGUGAGAGAAAACACUAAAAGAAGUGUUCUGCAGUCUUCCGCUCGCAUUUUUGACCCUCUUGGAUUCUUGACCCCUUUCACAAUCAGGAUAAAAUGUUUAUUCCAAGAGAUGUGGGAGAGGGGACUCAGAUGGGAUGAGGAGCUGCCGCCCGAUUUGACUAAGAAGUGGCAACAGUGGUGUUCGGAGCUCCCCCAACUGCACCAGCUGUCAAUCCCACGUUGGUAUAGAACACACACACAACAGCCAAAUGGUCAGGAUCUAAAGCUGCAUGUGUUUUGUGAUGCAAGUGAAAGGGCUUACAGUGCAGUUGCUUAUCUUCAGGGAGAAACGAGUGACGGAAAAGUGACCACAAGCCUCGUUGCAUCCAAGUCCAGAGUGGCUCCACUGAAAAGAAUGACGUUGCCACGGCUGGAGCUGAUGGGAGCUGUAAUAGCAGCCAGGCUGGGGAGCACCCUCAAGGAAACACUGCGGCUUGACAAGGCCCAGGUGAGACUAUGGACAGACUCAAUGAUAGUGCUACACUGGAUUCGCAGUUCUGCUCACAAGUGGAAACAGUUUGUAGCAAAUCGAGUGACAGAAAUUCAGACUCUAACAGAUCCACAGUCAUGGUCUCACUGUAAGGGAAAAACAAAUCCAGCUGACCUUCCCACUAGAGGUCUAACAGUACAGGACUUGAAGCAGAGCACACUGUGGUGGAAUGGUCCUUGUGCUUUGAUAUCACCUGAUCAGUUAGAGAGCAGUCAGGAAGACAUUCAGGAAGAUGAGGUAAAGUCUGAGCUGAGAUCCAAAUAUCAGCUUGUUGUACAGCUUGUUAAUCAAGACACAAACUUCUUAAAACCUCCUUUGUGUCUAGAGAAGUACAGUAGACUGAAAACCGUGCUCCGAGUGACGGCUUGGAUGAAAAGGUUUAUCGCUAACGCCCGCUCAACUACAAAAAUGAGUGGUGAACUGACAGCAGAAGAGCUGCAUGAAGCAGGAAAAUAUUGGAUAAAGGUUAUUCAGAACCAGAGUUUCAGCUCCGAAAUUCAAUCGCUCAAAACAGGAAAAUGCACACAGGCAGACUCCAGAAUCCGACAGCUGAAACCCUUUCUGGACCAAGAUGAGCUGCUCAGUGUAGGAGGAAGGCUCCAGCAUUCCGACUUCUCUUACAGAGAAAAACACCCAUGGAUUUUGCCCAGCGAUCACAGAUAUACCGAAAUGCUGGUACAUUAUCAACAUGAGAAGGUAAUGCAUGCAGGGGUGCGAGACACUUUAGUGCAAACGAGAGAACAGUUUUGGAUUUUGAGAGCACGGCAAGUAGUUAAGAAGGUGGUGUCAAGAUGUGUAUUUUGCAAAAGGUUCAAAGCAAAGGCUGGGCAACAGACAACAGCACCGCUGCCCAAGGACAGAAUAACUGAGUCACCACCAUUUGAGAUCACAGGUGUGGACUUCGCAGGGCCACUCUAUGUGAAGACACAGAACUCCAUGACCAAGGCGUACAUAGCGCUGUUCACUUGCGCUGUAACCAGAGCUGUGCAUUUAGAACUGGUCUCAGACUUAUCAACAGAGAACUUUCUGCUGGCACUGAAAAGGUUUGUCUCAAGAAGAGGAUUAUGCAAGGUGAUCUAUUCAGAUAAUGCCAAAACAUUCAAGAGAGCUGAUCAGGAUCUGAAGGAACUCUGGAAAGGCAUCAAAGAUCCACAGCUACAAGAAUUUUUCUCAGAGAAGGGCAUCACCUGGCGGUUCAUCGCUGAAAGAGCAGCCUGGUGGGGGGGAUUCUGGGAAAGGCUUGUAAGGUCAGUCAAAGUAAUUCUUAGGAAGGUGCUUGGCAGAGCUAAACUUGGCUUUGAAGAAGUGUGCACCAUUCUAGCUGAAGCUGAAGCCAUAAUAAACUCGAGGCCACUCACUUACGUGCACAAUGACGUGGAUGAACCACAGCCGCUGACACCUUCUCACUUCUUGGUGGGUCAGAGACUGACUUGUUUACCCCCAAAGCCAUUUCCAGCUGAAACAAUCCAUCCAACAGCAAAUAAGGAGGAGAUGACACGGAGGUGGCGCUACAGGCAGAGACUUAUGACCAACUUCUGGAACAGAUGGCGAAGAGAAUAUUUACUGGACUUGAAGUCAGCCCAUCGCUGCGACUCCCAGCAGCCCUCUCUGCUGAAGGUGGGAGACGUUGUGCUAAUCGGAGAGGAUAAUCUACCAAGACAGAGCUGGAAAAUGGGGCGAAUUCAAGAACUCUUCCCAGGACGUGAUGGUCUUGUCAGGUCAUGUGCUGUUCGAACAUGUUCAGGCGCCCUUCUGCGGAGACCAGUUCAGUUACUGUAUUCUUUGGAAAUUUAG
Cyprinodon tularosa is the source of this 3072-nucleotide messenger RNA. RefSeq lists its product as uncharacterized. The record is from RefSeq and is a predicted model, not a curated record. Gene Ontology annotation, molecular function: nucleic acid binding. The coding region runs from base 1 to 3072 and encodes 1023 amino acids. NCBI's taxonomy places the organism in Eukaryota, Metazoa, Chordata, Actinopteri, Cyprinodontiformes, Cyprinodontidae. The transcript has a single exon. Gene Ontology annotation, biological process: DNA integration.